CCUCGUUGGCCUUUAGGGUGUGCGAACCCGUGCUGUAGAUCUGUGAUUUCAAGACAGUUAGGGCGGAAUGGCUUUUAAUCCAAAUUUUAACGAAAUAGGACAAAAUUUUGCGAAAAUUUACUACGACACGUUCGACACCAACCGAGCAAGUUUGGCCCCUCUAUACGAAAGCACAUCCAUGUUGACUUUUGAAGGAGAACAAUUCCAAGGAAGAGAUGACAUAAUAAAGAAACUUGUAGGACUACCAUUUAGCACUGUUCAACAUGUAAUAACCACCUGUGAUUGUCAGCCAAGUACAGAUAAUGGAGUUUUGGUGUUUGUUGUUGGACAACUCAAGACAGACAAUGACCAUCCUCAUAGCUUCAGCCAAUGUUUUCACUUGAGGCCACAGACAGCACAAAUGAGAAAUUAUGUUGUUCUCAAUGACAUGUUCAGACUAGCUCUGCAUCAUGUGUGAGAAAGACAACAUCCAACAAAUAAAGAUCAUUUUUCUCAAUGCGCGUAAAUGGAUGUGGUCAUCUUUGAUCUAGUAAUAUAUGUAAGAAAUCAAGGAUGUGCAGUUUUGAGGACAACAAAAGUAAAUGCCUGUCCAGUACUAUAGUAUAACUUAAAACAAUAGCGUUUUAAAAGCAGAUUUUACUUGGUGGUUACAUACCAGCCAAUAAUUAUUAACUAUAGUCUUGGAUAGUAAAUAAUUUUUUCACAGGUUCAUUGACUCCUCUUUAACAACAAAUGUUUAACUUACUAAUUCCAUAUUGAUGGCAAAGUUGUUGAUGGAGAGACCAAUAUUUUGGGUGUGGUAAUAGCCAACCAUUGUACUACUGAGAACUUAAAGUUUCUGCAUGCACCAUUUGAAAGUUUUCAUCAUCCUUGAAGAAUGUGAAAGUUUGAAAUGAUUCUUUAGUUUUCCUAUUAGCUAUCUUUUUAGACAUUGCUGGCAGGGGCAUAGUCAGCUUUUCCACUUGUUGCAGGCCUGUACCCUAAGAAAGCUCAAUUUUCAUUUAGAAAUUUGCAAGCAUUGUUUUAUAAUAGUCAGGAAGGUUGAAACAAAAUUGUAGUCCUGGGCUCAGAGGACUAUUGGCUGGCUAUGCCCCUGGCUUCCUUGGCUUAUGUAUUAUUUAGGUUUGCAUUCAAAGUGUACUUUCAAAAUAAAGUUUUGGCAAAGAA
Molecule: messenger RNA, 1167 nt
Organism: Pocillopora verrucosa
Lineage: Eukaryota; Metazoa; Cnidaria; Anthozoa; Scleractinia; Pocilloporidae
Biological process (GO): protein import into nucleus
Cellular component (GO): nuclear pore central transport channel
Molecular function (GO): nuclear import signal receptor activity
Source: RefSeq, a predicted model, not a curated record